AUGUUGACUGUAGUGUUGUCAAUAAUUAUCCCAAUUGUUGUGAUGAUAACGAUAUGUCUGGGCAUCUUUUUCUUCUUAAGGAAAAAAAAGUUCGCCGAAUUGAUAGAGGACUGGGAAGAAAUUUAUGGGACACAUAGAUUCUCAUUUAAAGAACUGUACAAGGCCACAAAUGGAUUUGGAGAGGCAGAGAUUAUAGGGAGGGGUGCCUUUGGUGAAGUCUACCGAGGUGUAUUGCCUACUUCUCGAAAGGAAGUCGCCAUCAAGAAAGUUACGCAUGAUUCAACACAUGGGUUGCAGCAAUUUAUUGCAGAAAUUGUAAGCAUUGGCAAGGUUCGGCACAGAAACUUAUUACACCUCUAUGGCUAUUGCAGAAGAAAGGGAGAGCUGCUUUUAGUGUACGAGUUCCUGUCUUGUGGAAGUUUAGAGAAGUUCAUCUUUCCGUCAAGUUCGAGUGCAUCAUCGUCAGUGUCUUCAAGAUCAACACUUAAUUGGUGUCAAAGGUUUAAAAUCAUAAAGGGAGUAACAUCUGGACUAGUUUAUCUACACGAAGAAUGGGAAAAAGUUGUGAUUCACAGGGAUGUGAAGGCAAGCAAUGUUUUAUUAGAUGCUGAAAUGAACCCAAAAUUGGGCGACUUUGGUCUUGCAAUGUUAUUUGAUCAUGGGACAAUUGACGCACCUAUUUCUAGAAUUUGCGGCACACCAGGUUAUAUCGCACCAGAAAUGAAUAGAAGCGGGAUAGCAUCAAUGAGUACUGAUGUGUAUGCAUUCGGGGUUUUCUUGCUUGAAGUUGCUUGCGGGAAGAGACCAGUGCAGAUAAAAACAGACGUAACAGGUGUCCGUUCGAUUUACCUGGUCGAUUUGGUUCUGUCUUGCUGGAGGAAAGGCACUCUGCGUGAGACUAUUGAUCCAAGUUUUGGAAGUGAAUAUGUAGCAGAAGAAAUAGAAUUGGUUUUGAAACUUGGAUUGCUAUGUACUCAUACUAAUUCUGACUUAAGACCAACCAUGAGACAAGUCAUGCAAUAUCUGAAUGGAGAUGUUUGUCUGCUUCAAACAGAUUUAUGGGUCCUCGAGAUGAGCGAUACCCUGAGUCAAGUAUUCUCGCGAGUAAACAUGGGUGACUUAUACCCUUGCGGUAUAGACAGCACUUUCUCUGGAUCAUCGUCAACCCCCAACGAGUCAGUGCCAUCUGGUCCCCGUUGA
Molecule: messenger RNA, 1200 nt
Organism: Papaver somniferum (opium poppy)
Lineage: Eukaryota; Viridiplantae; Streptophyta; Magnoliopsida; Ranunculales; Papaveraceae
Product: L-type lectin-domain containing receptor kinase IV.1-like
Exons: 1
Coding region: 1-1200 (399 amino acids)
Biological process (GO): protein phosphorylation
Cellular component (GO): plasma membrane
Molecular function (GO): protein kinase activity; ATP binding
Source: RefSeq, a predicted model, not a curated record